This is a messenger RNA of Paramisgurnus dabryanus, 2400 nucleotides long. RefSeq names its product regulator of G protein signaling 13b (gene rgs13b). The record is from RefSeq and is a predicted model, not a curated record. Lineage: Eukaryota; Metazoa; Chordata; Actinopteri; Cypriniformes; Cobitidae.
AAGGCAGAGCCGGAUACGCAGAAGGGAAGCCGGUAUACACCAAGUGCAGUAUGAUCACAACUAGAGAGAAGCUGAGGACUUUUGGACAACAAUCCUUCGAUCUACCAUGCCUGGCCUAAUCGUGCAGUAUCCUACGAAAAGUUUCAACAUGGAAAAUGAUGAUCAUGGAAGAAACAAGAACUUAGGAAAGAACCUCAUGUGCCGACUAAAGUGUAUGUUCUCCGACUCGCCUGCUCAGGAGAGGCUAAGUCUGGAAGAUAUCCAACAAUGGGCCCAGUCUCUGGAGCGCCUUCUCGGGUCGAAAUAUGGCUUGGCCACAUUUCACACCUUUCUCAAAUCAGAAUACAGCGAUGAAAACAUGGAAUUCUGGUUGACGUGCGAAGACUUCAAGAAGAUCACGUCCUCGCAUAAGAUGACAUCGAGGGCAAAAAAAAUCUUUGAGCAAUUUGUUAAAGCCGAAUCUCCAAAAGAGAUUAACAUUGACCACCAAACACGAGAAGAAAUUAAGAAAAAUGUAAGAAGGCCGACGGUGCAAUGUUUCGACGAGGCUCAGAAGAUUGUUUACGGACUGAUGGAACGGGACUCUUAUCCUAGGUUUCUACGAUCUGAGAUGUACAAGACUCUUCUCGAUUCCCUUGCUGUGGACACUGAGCAAGCAUAACUGGAUUUGUUAUACAGUACCAAAGCUAAAACUGGAAUAUUGUGAACUUCUUGUUUGUUUUUUUUUUUUAAUGCUAUUACAGCAUCUAUGGCUAUAUGGUGAGAACUGAGUAAUCUAUAAACAAUUGGGGAAGGACAAUUUGCCAUUUCCAAUUUACCUAAACUAUGGUAGGAAAACGGUGUCCCCGGAAUAAACCCAUGCUGACUCAGGAAGAACAUGUAAAUUCCACACAGAAACACCUCAUCUGACCUGGCUAAGUCUUCUGGACUUCCUUGCAAAAGCCGAACCCUGCAAAACCUCAAAACAUGGAUCCCAACUCGGGUGGACCUAACAUAACCCUCAAAGAACCUUUGGGACUUAAAGAUCAAUGCAGUUAGAAUGUAUCUGAUCUACAACAAAGCAAUACUUCUGGGACUAGGAGCCUCAUUGCACUAAACCUACAGUUAGCCCAAAGCGUUUUUAUUAUUAAAGUUUUUUUGACAACUUCUCUACUGUGGAGGUUUCCUGUGUAGAUAAGCGUUCAGCUCCUUAAAGCUUUUCCGGUGGUUUUAUAAAACUACAAUGUUGGCACAACACUAUCUGCUCCUGGAGCUUUCAGGAGAUCUUUAAGAACUGUUUUGCCAUGCAUUAUAAAGACUUUCAUACCAAGAAAAAACUAUCCCAGCUGGUUGGUUGAGGUUUAUAUGAGAUUCUUGCAAGGGGAAUUGUUAUAAACUGUAUUGUAACAUUGCCAAAGAUGUAUAAUUUAAACGUUAUGACCAAUUGAACUCCUAGAGUUCAAAUAAGAAAAUAAAAACUGUAGCAUGUGUGCCGCACACACAAACUGUAAGCAUUGCAUUACUUGUAAUGUCAUGAGGUUUAAAGGGGUCAUAUAAAGAAAAUGAUUUUGUUUAUUUGAUGUAUUGCAAUGUGUUUAUGGGUUAAGGUUCAAAAAACACAUUAUUUUCCACACACUGUACAUUAUUGUUGUUCCUGUAUAACUGCGAUUUUUACAAAGCUAACGUUUUGAAAAGCUCAGUGUGCUAUGAUUGGCAAGGCAUCGAGUGCAUUGUGAUUGGUGGAAUACCUCAAGCGUGUGACGGAAAUGUUACCAUAUUUGGAAUAUCAACUCCUAAAGCACAGGGUCUUCACAACAUGGCGGCGCGGGUGGUGGCAAUAAAACUACAACGAGAAUAAAAGUUAUGUCUUCUUUCUUUGCGUAUGCAAAGUGGGUGGUGUUAUGCAAAUCUUCCCACAUAGUGGGGUAGAUCUGUGGGGGCGUGUUUGAAUAAAACUUUUAGAGAGAAUCCCUCAGGGUUUAAUCUUUGUGACUUUACGGAUCCUAUACAGCAGUGUUUCCCAAUCCUGGUCCUUGAGUACCCCCUUCCAGAAAGUUUUAGAUGUCUCCUUAUUUAAAAAACCUGAUUCAACUAAUCAGUCUCCUUCUAGAAUGGGUAACAUGUCUCCAUAACAAGCUGUUGAGUAAAAUCAGGUGUGUUAGAUAAGGAGACAUCUAUAACUUUCUGGAAGGGGGUACUCAAGGACCAGGAUUUGGAAACAGUGCUAUACAGUAUAUGCACAAAAGCAUUAAUACUCCAAAGAGAAACGAAAAUAUAAAAAUCACAUCAUAUGACCCCUUUAAAGCAAAUGUACUACUGUACUAUGAUUGUUAUUUAUUAGAUGGUUGGAUGUUGACAUUUGUUCUGUCCACUUUAAUUAUUAAGAAGAAUAAAAUUAAAAUUGGAUAUUGUUCAACUUUA